Glossina fuscipes is the source of this 1801-nucleotide messenger RNA. RefSeq lists its product as uncharacterized. The coding region runs from base 206 to 1495 and encodes 429 amino acids. The record is from RefSeq and is a predicted model, not a curated record. The transcript is spliced from 5 exons. Lineage: Eukaryota; Metazoa; Arthropoda; Insecta; Diptera; Glossinidae.
UUUGUCUGUCAUUUUCCUGCUUUGACUUGUUAGAAAAAAGAUCUAAUAAUUUAUUUCUUUAGAAAUUCUUUUCAUUAAUUGAAAUUUUUCGAGAAAGACACUAAGCAAUCAGAAAAGAAGUACUAUUUAAUUUACAUAAGCGAAGACUGUCGAAUUAAGUGAAUUAAAGUUUUCAGAGCUUAAUCAAAAUUUCAACUACGGGAGUAUGGAAGCUAUCCUAUCAGCAAAUGAAACAUCUGAAGUAUUGGCGAAAUAUCUGGAAUUGUUUCAGCAAAACGCUUUCGAUUUUAAAUAUCAUUUUGCUCCAAAUAGUGUUAUUGACUGGUAUGGACGAAACGUAAGGGGUGUUAAUAAAAUUCACGAUUAUUUAAGGCAUGAAGUUAGCAAUCACUAUGAACAUAUCGAAUUUCUGCAACCAUUGAGUUGUGGGCCUAUUGAAACCAAGACUAGUCAUAUGCGCACGAAAGUCAUUACUAAUAAAUCCAUUGAUCAUGUGCAUCCCAUUAAUCGUUUGCCUGAUAUGGUACCGCUUAAGUCUUAUGCGGAUAGUGAUAUAGAAGAUAAUGAUCGCUCUGAACAUAUACCAACUUUCAAUAUGCAACAGACGAGAACGAAUCUUUUGAAAACUCCCGAAAAAAGUUUAAUUGAAGAGCUAACGCCACCAGCUAGUGCCACAAAAGAAGAAGUCAAAACGGAUAAGACGGAAGCAAUAAUUGCAAAUUGUUCGAAUCCCUUAAAACGCAUUCAUACCGAGCGUUUUAGUUAUUUGCGUCGUUUACCAACGAUUCCAUCUACAAGUAAACGAGCUUGUCUUAUAAAUGAUGGCGUGCGAUCACUGUUAGACGAUUCUUCUAGCGAUGAAGAUGAACUUGAAUCCUUGACUUCAUUGUAUACGCCUUUACGCUAUCUGGAAGUGAAAGGAGUUAUUCGCUUACGUUCUUCAACUUCGGCCCAUUUUAAAUGUAAAAGUGUUUUAUGGCGUGAUUGUGAUGAAAGAGAAACACGUUUACGUAUUUCGUAUCGGCGUUGCAUUAAAGAUAAUCAAUUGCAAUUCGCCUUAAUUAUUUACGAAGUUAUCGGCAACACAUUUCCUCAAACUAAUAUCAGACGCAAUCUUACAACUGCCUUUUCAAUGGCAUUUAAAGCGGACGAAGAUGACCAAGUAGAAGAAGAGGAAAUGAUUGUAGAAACUCUAUUACCCGAAACUGCUAAACUUGAAGAUAAUAAUGUGGCAGUAGAUACGGUAAUAGAAGUAACUACCACCAGCCCAUUAUUAACAAAUACCGAAAUAGAUCAGUCACAAGAAGAUUCUUCUGCUUUAGCUUUGUCUAUUGCGCAAAUGCGUACACCGACCAAAUCAAUACACACACCACCACCCACACCUAAACGUAAACCUCGUUCAGCUAUACGUACUACCUCUGGUCUUAAACGUGUUAAUAGUUCCCCUACAGCUCCCGUCCCUAAACGAAGUGCUGCGCGUAGUCUAAGACUUUGAUUUCUUUUCGCAAAAUUAUUACUAUGAUCAAUAUGCGCAUUCACGCACGAUCACCUAUAAAGACAAUGAAAAUUAGCUAAAAAAAAAUUCGUUUUUUUUUUUUUUUUUUUUUUUCUAAUAAUUUGCAAUUGUAUGCCAUUUACAAAAAAAAAAUUAUUUUAGUUUACGUUAUAAUUAGAAAGCAAGAGUGGUAAAUAAUUGAUGGAUAAUUAAUUAAGCCAAUGUGAAGAAUAUUAAAAUAUUCAAAGAACAAUAUAUUUUAUGCGAUGUUCUCUAAACAGUCAGGCAAAGUUACAAAAAAAAAAA